UUAUUUAUUCUCUGCGUGAAUAAAGACAGAUUCUGGAACCGCUGCUGCUCAUCCUGGCUGUUGGAUACGGGGCUGUGAAUCUUAUAACACAAUGGCUUCUAAUGGAGAAACAUCACUGGGAUGGAGACUCUUUGGAUAUGUAAAGAACAUUAUUCCCGGGCUUUCAGCCGCUGCUGUGUCCCAACCAGAAGAUCCAGCAUAUAUUUAUCAGAGCAAAGUACAAUAUUCAGAUCCAGCAUAUAUUUAUCAGAGCAAAGUACAAUAUUCAGAUGAUGCCUACUUCAUAUGUGGAAGGAAAGCGUACAAGUGGCUUACUCCGAGCUCUGAAAGGUUGUGUUAUAUUGGCAGAGUACUACCAGAGGUUAUGACCACUGCACACAACAAAAUGAAAGAUAUUCACUGCAACGCUCAGACUCCUUAUACUCAUACAAAUUAUGAACACAUUGUCAAGAGACACCUCAUAGAUAGGACAGAGGUCGCAGCCUCUGAUUUGAUCAAUGAAUCUACUGGGAUUUAAAUUCUUCUCGCAUAUUCUCCUCCUAUUCUCAUUUUACUACCAGUUUACACCCCAUCCACACUAUGACCAGGCUGGCAAACCCCAUUACUCAUUGUCUUUCUAAUCCUUUAUUCUGUCCCCUGUUACCACCUCUAUCCCUCUCUCCCAGUCUCUUACAUCUCAUCCUCUCUCCUCUCCUCUGUCUGCCUCCCUACCCCUCUUCUGUUUCCCCAUUGCAAUUCACUUCUGCCCCUUCACACCAUUUAUACCACACCACUCAACCCUGCUCUCUCCCUCCUCUGCCUGUCUCCUCACCUCUCCUCCACCAGUAUCAAACUGCACUCCCUCCCUGUCUCACUCAUGCAGUCUCCCUUCCUAGCCAAGGCCCCAGCACCAUCAUCACACCCUCUUUAUCCUUUCCUUCCAAAUUACUCCUACCUCAACGCUACAGUAAUCCUGAUAAUCUCAUUCACAUCUCUCCCACAAACUCAUACCCCCUAUCCUGUGCACUCUGGAAUGCCAGAUCUAUUUGCAACAAACUGGCCCCCACUCAUGACCUUUUCAUUUCCAACUCCCUGCACCUCCUGGCCAUUACAGAAACCUGGAUUACUCCCUAUGACACCACUUCUCCUGCUGCUCUCUCUGCUGGGGGCCUCACAUUCUCACACACACCCCGACCCGGGGGUCGCCAUGGGGGUGGUGUUGGUAUCCUUUUACCCUCAAGCUACACAUACCAACUUAUACCUCCAGAACCUUCUCUUACAUUCUCUACAUUUGAGGUCCAUGCAAUACGCCUCUACCAACCUACUAAUCUUCGAGUUGCUGUCGUUUACCGUCCACCUGGCAUUUCCUCCAAAUUCCUCGACAUCUUUGCUUCCUGGCUACCUCACUUCCUCUCUUCUGACAUUCCCUCCAUUAUUCUAGGUGAUUUCAACAUCCCUAUCGAUAACCCCACAAAAUCACCUGCCUCUAAACUCCUUAACCUCACCUCUUCACUUGGUCUCUCCCAGUGGACCACCUCACCCUCCCAUGUGAACGGGAGCUCACUGGAUCUGGUUUUCACUCACCGCUGUGACAUUUCUGAUUUCUCCAAUUCCCCUUUUCCCUCUCUGACCACCACUUGCUCUCUUUCAACUUAUCUAUCUCUGCUUCCCCAUCUUUCCCUCCUAAGGCUACCACCACGAAGCGUAACAUUGAGGCUAUUGACACCUCAUCCCUAUCCUCCCUGUUUGACUCCCUUCUCUCUUCUCUUCUCUCUCUCUCACAUGCCCUGAACAAGCCACAUCCCUAUACAAUGCAUCUCUUACUUCUGCCCUUGACUCUGUUGCUCCGCCAACCACUAUUCACCCUCGCAAAUCAACACCUCA
This is a messenger RNA of Pseudophryne corroboree (corroboree frog), 1863 nucleotides long. RefSeq lists its product as uncharacterized. Lineage: Eukaryota; Metazoa; Chordata; Amphibia; Anura; Myobatrachidae. The transcript is spliced from 5 exons. The record is from RefSeq and is a predicted model, not a curated record. The coding region runs from base 580 to 1770 and encodes 396 amino acids. Gene Ontology annotation, molecular function: catalytic activity.